UCUAAAAACUAUGUAAAAGUUAUGAAAGAGCUACACUAUUUUGACAUAUUGUUGGCACAUAUGAUUUGCAAAAAAAAAUAAAUGGUUUAACCAACUUUAUGGACUGAAUUUGGUGAGCAUUACUUGCCACCAUUAUUCAAAGAUAUUAGCACCAUAUUAUUAGCUCAAGUUCCUCUAAUAAUAACAUUGUUUUGCUUCAAAUUAAGAUAACAUUCUUGA
This is a messenger RNA of Paramecium octaurelia, 219 nucleotides long. NCBI's taxonomy places the organism in Eukaryota, Ciliophora, Oligohymenophorea, Peniculida, Parameciidae. The record is from the annotation of a GenBank genome assembly.